UGCUCACCACCGGCCUCAGUCGACCGCUGUCCUCUGUCGAUAGAUGGCGCUCAACGGAGUCAGAACUCAAGGUCUCGGGGUCUCGCUAAUGCCGGUCCACGCUCGAAAUCGCCAGAUAAGCGGUAUCAGUUCACGCAUGCGCCCCGAUCACAACGGGAAAUGAUCCAAGCUCCGAAUACCAAACCCGCGUCUCGCUUCCGUCUCCGGUCCCGAUCCUACUGAACAAUAUAUUCUAUUGAUAGUAUAUUCCCGUAUAUAGUCUAUUGCAGUAUAGGCUAUCGUCUAUAACCUCUAUUGCAUCCCUACGUGUGUAUUGUGUGUUAUGUAUCGGUGCGCGCCAAGUCUCUGGUGCUGUUGAUGGGUGGACCUUUUAGACACACCCUCGAAAAAUUGCGGCCGUUAAAUUUCCACGAACUCUUCCUCAUACCGGAAUUAAAUUGAAUUUUCUUUUGUUUGAUUUGAUCCAAGCACGAUCAAAAUUCUAUGAAGGUGGUUUGGAAAGAGAUAUACUUCGAAAAAUUUCUGGUACAUCAUAGCGAUCGUUGAUGCUUCGGAUCUUUCAUUCAACUUGAUGUUUCGAACUUUCGUGUGAGAUUGGUUUACAUUUGGAUUCAUUCGACAGAGAUCGCUUGCAUAAAAAAUUGGGUUCCCUGGAACUGAGCAUUCGGGGAGAAUUUCUCAAAAUUGAUUUUUUUUUUGGCCGAUCGAUCGGUAGUGUUUAAAGUGUGCGGUUUUUUUUUUUUAAACCAAGGCUUUGAAAUCCCGAUCUAAUUGAUCUACUCGUGAAGUUACAGCAGAUGUUGAGAGGCGAUUUCUUGUUGAAGUGGUUUUUUGCGGCACGACUGGAGUUUCAAUGGAUGUGCUUUGAGUUUUAAAGUGAUGUAACACUGCUCGGAACCAACCUUAACGGAUUUUUCAACCUUGCAGUGACUGUCACCCCUGCAGAAUAUGCCAAAACCAUGGUUUUUAUCACAAGCUGGACUGAUUGCUUCGUGCUUCUCAUUGGUUCUUUCUGCUGAGCUAACUUUAAACCUAAAAUCUGACAAGGCAGAAUGGUCCACAGGUGACAUCUCCAGUCAACUUUUUCCGGAGCCAUCCAAUGACCGCUCCCUAAAGACCUGUUGGCCCGUGUGUGGUCCCCUAGACAAUUUACAGGACCAUGAUGCCCAUAGUUAUCAAAUUUUCACCAAUACUAGUCAUGACAGGUCAAGAAGAGCAGCGCUCCGAUUUGAGGACGAUGCGUGGAGCGGAGAGGGUCAGCGACCCAGGAGAUCUCGAUCUUCGGGGCGACAGUCGCGGCUGACGUCGGAUUGGGAUGCGACGCGGCCGGAGACGCCGGUGGAGGAGCAGCGGCACAUCCUGGCCAACUCGGCGCAGGGCGAGGAGCAGUUCGGGCCGGAGGGGGAGCCGCGUUACUUGUCCCCGCAGGCCAUCGCCACCCUCUCCGAGACCCUGGGCGCCAUUAACACCGUCGGAAGGUACCUCGUCAACUACACCCGGGCCGACAAGUCCGCCAUCCAGCACAUCAAACCACAACCAACAGUCGCGAAACCGAGCGAGGAGCUGCCCAACGCACUGUACACGAUCAGCAAGAACGUCCUGGGCCGGAACAUGACGGACACGAUUGCUCCGAUCGUGCGGGGGGUGGCGCCGUUGGUCCAGCUCAGCUCCUCCGGGAAAGUGGUCGUCCAGGAGAGCGGGAACGGGGAGGGCGCCAUCCGCCCGUGCACCACCCCCGACGGCAUCGCCGGCAACUGCCAGGAUCUCAGCAACUGCCCCCAGCUCCUCCUCAACCUCAACAACCUCCGCCAGUCCAUCUGCUUUAAGUCUCUCUUCGUCCCUGGCGUGUGCUGUCCGACCAAGGGCAACCAGCAAUUCCUGACAGAACGGCCAGUAUUAAUAGAGCACCAGAAGCCUCAGUAUACAACGUCGACUACCAGACGUCCUGUAAUCAACAGCGCGCCAUCAAAUGUAGCACCACCAGUUGUGUCAGUGCCAAUCCAUACGACCGACGCCUCCUCAGUAUUCCUCUCUGAAGACUGCGGCGAACCGGAGGUCCCUAAGUUCCGGGUGGUCGGAGGAGAAGAGUCACUCCCGGGACGCUGGCCGUGGAUGGCAGCCAUAUUUCUCCACGGCCCGCGACGAACCGAAUUCUGGUGUGGAGGAUCCCUCAUCGGGGAGCGACACAUUCUCACAGCGGCCCACUGCACGCGGGACAACCGCCAGAGACCUUUCAGCGCACGGCAGUUCACGGUGCGGUUGGGCGACAUCGACCUGCGGCGAGACGACGAGCCUUCAGCGCCGGAGACCUACGGGGUCCUGGAGGUGCGGGCCCACCCCCGGUUCAGCCGGGUCGGGUUCUACAACGACAUCGCCGUCCUGGUCCUCGACCGACCGGUCAAGCGCUCCCGCUACGUCAUCCCGGUCUGCCUCCCCACCGAGAACCUCAAGGACGAGCCCUUCACCGGCCGCAACCCCACCGUCGUCGGCUGGGGCACCACCUACUACGGUGGGAAGGAGAGCACCGUACAACGCCAAGCUGAGCUACCUAUUUGGAAUAACGCUGAAUGUGACAAAACUUACUUCCAGCCCAUCACCGAGAACUUCCUCUGCGCCGGCCUGAAGGAGGGCGGCAAAGAUGCUUGUCAGGGAGAUUCUGGAGGACCCCUCCUCUUGAAACAGGGAUCGCACUGGAUGCAGGUGGGAAUCGUUUCCUUCGGGAACAAAUGCGGGGAGCCCGGCUAUCCCGGUGUCUACACCCGCGUAUCAAAAUACCUCGACUGGCUCAAAGAUAACGUCACGUGAUGACACUUGCUCCAGGCUCCAGCUCUUACAGCCUCCACACAAAUUGUUUCCUUCUGUUUGAAAAUUAAGAAUCUCUGUGAUAGCUGAAGAUUACGAUUCCUCGUAACAGUAACUUAUAAAAUUAAUUUAUGCCUUUAGAAUAGAACGAUGACCCGAACAUUGUGUAUUCCUGUCAAACGAAACUAUGUGCAUUCAGACAUGAGCCCUGAGACCCAUAAGAAUAUAUGCAUGACAGGGCUCACGUCACAUAGUUCCGUUUGACAGAAAUACGUCCGUUUGUUUUUCAACAAAUUGCGGCAUGAGGAGUAAAAUUUCAGUGAAAUGAUGCAUACACGUGCUCGGAAAUUGUUUGAACUGAUGAAGUACAAGAGAUAUACAUAACUACGGUGAAAUUACCAGACCACGUAUACCGGUUUUUAACAUU
Bemisia tabaci is the source of this 3229-nucleotide messenger RNA. RefSeq names its product proclotting enzyme. The record is from RefSeq and is a predicted model, not a curated record. Gene Ontology annotation, molecular function: serine-type endopeptidase activity. NCBI's taxonomy places the organism in Eukaryota, Metazoa, Arthropoda, Insecta, Hemiptera, Aleyrodidae. Gene Ontology annotation, biological process: proteolysis.